AUGGCCACCGAAGACGAGCGCUACAGGCAGUCGAGCCAGUUUCGCCUCUGGUCAUUUACGCCGGCGAAUCUCCAAGACCUACGCGCAAAGACGAACUCGCUCGCCCGAGAACAGAUUGCUCCUCGACUCGCGACAGAUCCUCCUCCCGACUUCCUUACCCCCGAUGAAGAAACUCGCCUGGUCAAGUUCUUUACGGUGGAGCUCAUUCGUGCAGCGCAGUUCUGUGAACUUCCUACCGAGAUCCGAGCUACAGCAGCUAUCUUCCUGCGACGAUUCUACGUGACCAACUCGGUCAUGACAUACCCGGCCACCGAUCUCCUCAAAACAUCACUCUUCUUCGGAUGCAAGGCCGAAGGUUUCUUCUAUAAGCUCAACGCAUUCUCGGAGAAGUUCCCAAACACAACAGGCGAACAGAUUCUCGCAGGAGAGUUUCUUCUUUGCCAGGGCAUUCGCUUUGCGUUCGACGUGCGACAUCCAUUCAGAGCGCUGGAGGGUGCUAUUCUGGAGCUGAGAAGGAGACUGCCGGACGAGGAGACGCGCAUCAACAAAGCACACGCUCGAGCGCGCGACAUUCUCAAAUUUAGUCCUUUGGUGACAGAUGCCUAUUUCCACUAUGCGCCAAGUCAAAUCAUGAUGGCUGCGCUGUCCAUGGUGGAUCACGGAUUACUCGACAUAUUGAUUCCUUCCGCUGGCCAAGGCAACGAUGCUAGCCAAGAAUCGGCUUUCGCCAACAUGCGAGAUAAAAUCCUUGGAGCUGUUGACAACUGCCGAAAGAUGCUAGAGGAGGAGCCCCCAGAAAGGAUGACGGAUUACUGGGGAACGCCCGAGAUCGUCAAGGCGAUGAAACCGCUUCGAAAGAAACUGCAGAAAUGUCGCGACCCCGAUCGAGCGAACCUGGUCAAUCUUCAACGAGCGAGGCGAGAACAAGUUAUGAGCAAAGAGAAGAAGGCAGCAGCAAACGAGGACGGAACAGUAUUCGGAGAUGAGUUAAGGGAGGCCAAGAGGGUCAAGCUGGAGAAUGCGGACCCUUUUGGUCCUCCUCUAUGA
Molecule: messenger RNA, 1047 nt
Organism: Fusarium sp. VM40
Lineage: Eukaryota; Fungi; Ascomycota; Sordariomycetes; Hypocreales; Nectriaceae
Source: the annotation of a GenBank genome assembly